CUCCCACUCUGUCCAAAACCCAUCCACAAAGUUUCUGAAGUUCACCUCAACUCAGUGUUCAACAACACCGUACACUGGAUUGUCACCCUGGAUGAAAUGGUUAUCUCAUCUUGAUUUUUUUUUUGUUGGCGUAUGCAGGGGAGAUAUUUUUGGAUUAUUAUCAACAGAUAAUGAUGCUGCCCCGGUACUGAUUCAGGGUGUGACUGCUGGAGGCAGAGAGAGAGAGAGACACACACCUCAGUGACGCUGACUAACAAGUGACAGGCCAGACUGGACAGCUUGAUGGUGGUAAUAAGCUAAACAAAACAGACCCAAAACCAAGGCAGAGAUGGAAUUACGACUGGGAUUUAGGAUCACCCUGGUCUUGGUCAUCCUGGCCUUGACUCUUUCCGGCGAGGGAGUGGAAGCACAGAGGGCAGGAUGUAAAAAUGUCCACUAUGACUUGGCGUUUAUCCUGGAUACCUCAUCCAGCGUUGGAAAAGAGAAUUUCGAGAAGAUCAGGCAAUGGGUGGCCAACCUUGUCGAGUCGUUCGAUGUGGCGCCAGACAAGACAAGAGUAGCCGUGGUUCGCUACAGCGACAGAGCCACCACAGAGUUCACCUUGGGUAGACACAGGACCCUGGAAGAUGUUAAGCGAGCUGCCCGUAACAUACGCUACCUGGGGGGGAAUACAAUGACCGGGGAUGCUAUCAGCUACACCACAGCCAACAUCUUCACGGAGCGGAAUGGAGCCAGGCCCGCAGCCAGAGGCAUUCAGAGGGUGGCCAUCCUUCUCACAGACGGCCGAAGCCAGGAUUAUGUUCUGGAGCCCUCGAAUGAGGCUGCCAAAGCUGGCAUCAGGAUGUUUGCUGUGGGCAUCGGGGAGGCGCUGAAGGUGGAGCUGGAGGAGAUCGCCGCCGAGCCAAAGAAUGCCCACGUCUUCCAUGUGACAGACUUCAAUGCCAUUGACAAGAUCAGAGGCAGGCUGCGGAGGAGGCUGUGUGAGAAUGUCCUGUGUCCAAACAUGAAGGUUCAACCUGAUCGGUUUCAGCCCAACAGCACCAGUUAUGGUCUUGAAGAGGUUCCAGGGUUCGACCUGAUGGAGUACUUCAAUGUGAGAGAUAUUCUGGGAACCAGAGUUGAUGAAGGCCAAAGUUCUUACGUUCGCCUUGGCACCAUGCCCAUUGUGCAGCAAACAGAAGACGUGUUUCCUCAAGGGUUGCCAGAUGAAUAUGCCUUCGUGACGACAUUCAAAUUCAGGAAAACCUCACGACGUGAAGAUUGGUACCUCUGGCAGGUUUUUGACAAAUAUGGAAUCCCACAGGUGUCCAUCCGCGUGGACGGUGAGAACAAGGCGGUGGAGUACAAUGCUGUUGGCCUGACAAAAGACGCUGUCCGAGCUGUGUUCAAGAACCCUGAAGUCGACAACCUGUUUGACCGCAACUGGCACAAGAUCGCCCUCAGCGUGGAGGCCAAGUCUGUGUCUCUGUACCUGGACUGCAAACACAUCCAGACUCUGCCCAUUGGAGACAGGGAGGACAUUGAUAUCCAGGGGAAGACAGUGAUUGGGAAGAGGCUUUAUGACAGUGUCCCUAUCGAUUUUGACCUCCAGAGGAUGAUGAUUUACUGCAAUUCCAAGCACGCAGAGCUGGAAACCUGUUGUGAUAUACCCAAUGGUCCUUGCCCUAAGAAAGUGGUUACGGAGGCCACCCCUAUUGAGAUCCCCACUCCGACACCUACUGCUGUGGAGCAGCAGAGAGGCCCUGAAGUGAACUGUUCGUGCCCUGCAGGAGAUAAGGGAGAUACUGGUCCGCCUGGUGUUGCAGGUCCUAAGGGUGAAAAGGGUGACACUGGCCUUAAGGGCGCCUCCGGAUCACCUGGAAUCAGAGGACAAAAAGGAGAAACUGGCAAUGUAAACUCUGUCAAAGGUGACAGAGGUGAGAAGGGUGAUUCAGGCAGCGUAGGGUUGACAGGUGCUCCUGGACAAAAAGGAGAGAAGGGACUUGGUGGUGUGCCAGGUAUUGACGGCUUAUCUGGAGACAAAGGAGACAAAGGUGAAGCGGGGCGGGCUGGUAAUCCAGGACUGCCAGGUGUAGCUGGACAGAAGGGAAUUCAAGGGGAUGAAGGCACUCCUGGCACGCCAGGACCAAAAGGUGUCACUGGUGAAUCAGGUAUAAAAGGUGAAAAAGGAUCUCCGGGAGCCAUGGGCGUGGCAGGUUCGGAUGGAUUCCCUGGCAAACCCGGUGUUCCAGGGAAAGAUGGUUUGAGAGGACUGGUUGGUGCACCCGGGCCCGGCGGAAUUCAAGGCAUCAAGGGGGAGAGAGGCCUUCCCGGAUUACCUGGGGAUGUGCAUCACAAAGAAGGCUUACAGGGUGAAAAGGGAGAUGCUGGACCGCCUGGACCUCCUGGGCCCGAGGGCCCCCCGGGGCCUCAGGGUCCUCCCGGUCUGCAGGGUGAAACUGGGCAACCCGGAGAGUUUGGCCAGAGGGGAAAGAAAGGUGAAAGUGGAUUGCCUGGAGUGGAUGGCCUUCCCGGACCCCCUGGUCCUCAGGGUCCAUCUGGGCCACCAGGAAACCAAGGACACACUGGACCUCCUGGUCUACCUGGUGAGAUUGGAUUUUCGGGCAAACAUGGAGAGCCUGGAAAGCCUGGUCUUCCUGGUAAAGACGGCCUGGAUGGACUUCCUGGAAAUGACGGUGCCGUGGGGCCCAGGGGAGAGCGCGGAGCAGAUGGCUUUGCCGGCAAGCCAGGGCCUAAGGGUGACGACGGGCCUCCCGGACCAAGAGGACCUCCAGGGGAGAGAGGAGAAUCUGGUUCCCCUGGGCAACAAGGUGGUGCUGGAGUACGAGGAGACAGGGGUGUUCCGGGCGAAAGAGGACAGGAUGGACCCGUCGGGCCAAAGGGUGACAAGGGCGACAAGGGUGAAGUGGGAGCUCGGGGACUACCUGGCAUUCCAGGAAAUGUGGCAAAUGUCAUCCCUGAGCCUGGUGAACCUGGAAUACCUGGAGAAAAGGGAGCAAAGGGGGAUCAAGGGAGCCCAGGAGAGACGGGUCAAAGAGGGCUACCUGGUGAACAAGGCUUUAAGGGACCAGCUGGACCAGCGGGUCCGAAAGGUGAAACUGGACUUAAGGGAGAGACUGGACGAGUUGGAGACCCUGGUCCACCUGGCAUAGCUGGUCCUCAAGGUCCUCGUGGAUUACCAGGGAACGUGGGCAUACCAGGGAUCAUUGGGCCUCCCGGGCCAGCUGGACAGAGAGGAGACAAGGGUGAACAAGGUAAACCAGGACAAGCAGGUCCUUCAGGCCCAUCCGGAGAUCCCGGUUUGACUGGACCCCCUGGACCACCAGGAAAGGGCAAAGACGGGCAAAACGGGGAGACCGGACCACCGGGAAUUCAAGGUCCCCCAGGGCUAAAGGGCCAACCAGGGUCACGAGGAGAACCGGGGUUACCGGGGGACAGGGGUGCUGCAGGAGAAGGCAAAGUGGGACAACCGGGGCCUCCGGGAAAUAAUGGCUUGCCCGGACCUGCGGGCUUGAGGGGUCUGCCAGGAGUUGCCGGUCCUCAGGGCCCAGCAGGACAUAAUGGUUUACCAGGCAGGCCGGGAGAAAAGGGAUCACCAGGAGAGCCUGGGAAGGCAGCAGACCUCUCCGACCUAAAUCUGAAGGACGUUUGCUCGGACUGCCCUGCAGGGCCAGCUGGACCGCCCGGUCUCCCAGGAGUCCCAGGGGACAAAGGACACCAGGGACCUCCGGGGAAAAACGGUCAAGAUGGUUACCAAGGCCCGCCGGGAGCAGCCGGAGCUCAAGGGCCCCCUGGAGCCGACGGCGGAAAGGGUAUAAAAGGUGAUCGAGGACCCGCUGGAGGCCCUGGAGAGAAAGGAGACAAGGGUCACCCGGGACCCCCUGGUCAACCAGGUACCCCUGGCUUGAUGGGUACACCUGGAAACGAUGGACAGCCUGGCUCUGUUGGCCCCCCAGGGCCCCCUGGAGAAAAGGGCAAAGAGGGUCUCAAAGGAAUCCAGGGACCACCGGGUCUUCCUGGCUUGAUCGGCCAGCCUGGCAAAAUGGGAAAAGAUGGCAGACCGGGUGAAACAGGAGAACCUGGCAAGCAAGGUGAACCUGGACCAGCAGGAAACCCGGGGCUCAGGGGACUCCCGGGCUUUAAGGGCCACAGAGGAGAAUCUGGAGCUCCUGGACCUAAGGGAGAAGACGGAAAUCCUGGAUCAGCUGGGCAUGAUGGCAAACCUGGGAAGGAGGGCCCUAUGGGACCUCCAGGCAGAGAAGGACUUAGUGGACCAAGUGGAGAUACGGGCAAGCCAGGUGAACCAGGGCCAUCGGGAAAAGCGGGUCUCCCUGGAUCUCCUGGUCUUAGAGGAGACAAGGGAGAGGCCGGCAACCCAGGAUUACCAGGCUUUAGUGGGCCUAAAGGCCCCGCGGGUCCACCCGGUCCAAUUGGCCCAGAAGGAAAGCAGGGGAUGCCAGGCAGAGUUGGUGAUCGUGGCCUCAAAGGAGAUAAGGGAGACUCAGGUGUGAAGGGAGAUAAAGGAAUUUCAGGAGAUCCAGGUAUGCCUGGAAACCCUGGACCCCCCGGCAGAAAGGGCCACACAGGGAUGAUGGGCAUGUCAGGACCACCAGGGGAAAUGGGACCUCCCGGGGCACAAGGAGUCUCAGGAAACCCCGGUCUCCCAGGCCAAAGGGGAGAGUCAGUAUCACUGGAGCAGAUGAGACGGCUCAUCCAGGAGGAGCUGGCAAAGCAAUUAGACGCCAAAAUGGCUUACCUCAUGGCUCAGAUCCAGCCAGCCCAUGUGAAGAGUACAGCGGGACGUCCAGGACCUCCAGGCCCUCCAGGUAAGGACGGCAAUUCCGGACGACCUGGCCCCCCUGGAGAGCCCGGUAUGCCUGGACAGAAUGGGGGAGAAGGACCCAGGGGACCCAUGGGCCCUAAAGGUGAGAAAGGAACAAGAGGAGAAAAGGGAGAACCUGGUAUCGGCGAAAGAGGAGAGCAAGGACCCUCUGGCCCAAUAGGUCCUGCUGGUCUGCCCGGUUAUGGUAAAGACGGAAGCCCGGGACAAGCCGGAGCCCAGGGAGAGCCAGGAAACCCCGGCCCCCACGGUCAGCCCGGACCUCCAGGCCCUGCUGGCCAAUGUGACCCCACCCAGUGUGCCUACUACGCCAGCCUGGCACAGAGACCCCACACCAAAAAUGUCAAGGGGACUUAAGAUCCGAAAGCGACACACAAAGAGCUUGGAAGUCCAGCUGUAUUUAUGAACUUGGAUCUGAAUCAAGAACUUUUUAACAUUGUCAAGAUAACCUCAGUAUGGAGGGCUGAAGCAAUAUGUGCUGCCGGUCAGAUUCUUUGUUUUGUGUGGGUUUUUUUUUUUUUUGGUAAGAAGCUUGGGAUGGAUUAAGCACCGACGGGAAUCUUUUUUCAGAUCAUACAUUGGGUAAUGAGGGCAGCUAAACAGUUUUUUUACUCACUCGCAUGCUUCCUGUAAAAUAUAUAUAGGGAGAUAAGAGGGAUGAUGCAACUCCUAUCACUCCACCAUUUUGCAUCAAUUAGCAUUCACAGCCCACACUAUCCUACGUCAAGCAAAAGAUGUCAGUUACUGCUCACUGAAUUGAUCUUUUGCUGAGAGUCUAUUGGUAAUUACUCAGUCAGGGGGAAUUAUCUGUUUUAUGGGGGGGGGGGGUUGUGUAGGAGGAGUGUUAAUGAGUUAGUGUGUAGAGUAACGAAUGACAGCUUGUAUGCACUUCUUGCCUCCGCGCUGGUAAAAUUACUUUUAGAAAAAUAAUCCCCCCCUUUUGUAAACAUGUCUGAUUUAUUUAGACAGAAACAAAACAAUAUUUUAUUCUGGGAAUAAACUGGAGGCAGCAGAUAUUACCUUUCUGUCACAACUCGUAAAUUAGAGCCUUUCCUUGGCAACGGUGUUUGAAGCCUUUUGGAGAAAAAAAAUACCCGGAAGGCUUUCAUUGUAACAGUUUAUUUGCCAAAACAACAGUUUAUUUGUCAAAAAGAAUGCAACACAGAAAACACGCUAUUAAUCAUUUUGUAUACAUUUGUAUCAUUUAAAGGUGGAUAUCUAAUUUUGAAAUGAAAGUCAUUUGAAUUUGCUUAAAAAAAUCUGUCCAAAAUAGUACAUGACAUGUAUGUAUAAUUCCUACAUACCGUGUAUUGAUUUGUUCCAAGCUCGCACACAGGAUGCCUAUUAAAGCUGAGUCUAAGAAGACAGAAGUCGAGACAGGAAGAAAUGUCACUGUUAGGUUUGUGCUUUCAUGUUUAAUGAAGUUGCUCUGCUUUUUUUGGGGUAUGCAUAGACUUGAGCAGUGAACUGCUUUGAGGAGGUGGUAUAAUCGCAGCCUUUGUUCACCUUUCUUGAAAAGCUGCUUGUUUCGCAGCGCUUUCUCUAAAUGUGUCACAUCCUUUCUGUUCGGUUGAGGCUUAUUAAGUGCCUACGCUGUGGCAGGGUCCGGGCAGCUCAAACCCUGCUCUGAAAACACACAGCUUUUCUUAUUUGUCCCCUGGAACCUCAAAAUUGGAGAGUUGCUUCCCUGCAUCCUGAUGACCAAACCAUUGUGCUAACCAUUUGAUAGAUGUUUCACCUUAGGUCCCUCAUGGACUAAUUACACCUCUUCCCAACCUCAGACCAGCUGGUCAUCUAGAACUUUUCUAACAGCCUAAAGGUAUCACAUUUGUCUUCCUUUCAAAAACACGAAGAAACGCAUCAAUACAAACAAGAGCAAAAAGGGAAGUGGGGGGGGGGCAAUUUUCAAGCACAGGAUAUAGAAAUCUUAUGAGAGCUUGCCAAUACAUAGAGUAUGAGCUACAGGUCAAAGUUGAUCACUAUAUGGGCCAGUCAUACUUAUCAUCUCUUGCUCUGCUUACCUAGUAGAAGGCCAUUCAUGAAGAAUGUAAAGGGGCUCUGACAUAACUUAGUUUUGAAGAUGUUGGUAAGGCAGAGUUUUUUUAGUUUGACCGACCACUCUCAGCUGCUCUGCAGGCACGAGUCAUUUCAUUUCUCGUGUUAAAGCAACGCUGUGUCAUUUUACGAAAGAAGAAAUAACACAUUUUUCGUCUUACAAAUCAAAAGUUGAAUUCAUAGGCCCCUAAAAUGCACCCUUGCUAAAUUCAGUACACUGAGGGGUUUUGUUGCUACAGCCUUACUUGGUCUGUUAAGACCAUUAGCUUAGGGUGGCUAAUAUUAGCUAAUUUUAGCACAAGGUUGAAUUUAACAUGUGUGGCCUCUGUUUGUCAAAAGUUCCAUAUAGUAACAAUGUCACACAGGCUUUCUUAAAACUACACUUAGGUGGUGUAAUUUUUGAAAAUAUUCAAAUGUUUGUAGAUUCAGUACAUUAUGCCUCCUUUCUUCAACGUUCAAUUUACAAUAGGUUCAGAAUCAAAUGUGGUCCUAAUAUAUGUCCUAAUGUGUGAUUGGAAUAAAAGACCUGCUCUGUCAAUGAUGGCAUACCAUUUAAUAUUAGCUGCUUCUUUGUCAGUGGUGUAUUAUUGAACAAUCAAACAAUAUCAGUAUUGCCCUUUUUGGUUUUGUAAAUGUUUGUGUUAUAGGGUGGGAUAAUAGGUUGCUGCACACAGCUUACAUUUUUUUCAAUGCAUAUAAGCAAAGCAUCUUUCAUUAUUCAAAUUAGCUGUUUGUGAUAAUUGAUCGAUUUUCUAAGUUAUACUGCUAAAUUAUUCAUGAGUUGAACCAACACAAGUGUGUUUUAACGCGUUGACUAAAAUCUGUUUCCCCCCUUUUUUCCUGAUGAAUUGGUGCUAAGAUAUUUUAUAUUAGUAGCAUAUUGUAAGUAUUGGAAAGACACAUGUACUGUACUGUAUAAUAAAGACUGGAAAGGAUUCAUUUUAUAAUA
This is a messenger RNA of Sander lucioperca (pikeperch), 7844 nucleotides long. RefSeq names its product collagen, type XXII, alpha 1 (gene col22a1). The record is from RefSeq and is a predicted model, not a curated record. The transcript has 65 exons. Bases 329 to 5197 code for a protein of 1622 amino acids. NCBI's taxonomy places the organism in Eukaryota, Metazoa, Chordata, Actinopteri, Perciformes, Percidae.